Scleropages formosus (Asian bonytongue) is the source of this 1509-nucleotide messenger RNA. RefSeq names its product neuronal acetylcholine receptor subunit beta-4-like. The coding region runs from base 25 to 1509 and encodes 494 amino acids. Gene Ontology annotation, cellular component: postsynaptic membrane. Lineage: Eukaryota; Metazoa; Chordata; Actinopteri; Osteoglossiformes; Osteoglossidae. Gene Ontology annotation, biological process: monoatomic ion transmembrane transport. Gene Ontology annotation, molecular function: acetylcholine-gated monoatomic cation-selective channel activity; transmembrane signaling receptor activity. The record is from RefSeq and is a predicted model, not a curated record. The transcript is spliced from 5 exons.
GGUGCAGAGUCAGAGGAGAGGUUAAUGAACUGGCUGCUGCAUAAGGAGCGGUACAACAAGCUGAUCCGUCCUGCCAUCAACCGAACGGAACGUGUCACCAUCAGACUGCAGGUGUCCCUUGCCCAGCUCAUCAGCGUGAACGAGAGGGAGCAGAUCAUGACGACCAACGUCUGGUUAACUCAGAAUUGGAUUGACUACAGACUUUCAUGGGAUCCCUCCGAAUACGAUGGGAUAGACAAGAUAAGAAUUCCUUCACGACACAUAUGGCUCCCAGACAUCGUGCUGUACAACAAUGCGGAUGGCACAUAUGAAGUCACUGUCUUCACCAAUGUCAUCGUCCAGUUCAACGGGAGUAUCUUCUGGCUCCCACCAGCCAUCUACAAGAGCGCCUGCAAGAUUGAGGUGAAGCACUUCCCCUUCGACCAGCAGAACUGCACACUCAAGUUCCGCUCAUGGACCUACGACUACACUGAGAUCGACCUGGUGCUGAAGAGCGAUGUGGCCAGCAUGGAUGACUUCACCCCCAGUGGGGAAUGGGACAUUCUGGCCCUCCCAGGCAGACGGACAGUCAACCCUGCAGAUCCCACCUAUGUGGAUGUCACCUAUGACUUCAUCAUCAAGAGGAAACCCCUCUUUUACACCAUUAACUUGAUCAUCCCAUGUGUGCUCAUCACCUCGCUCGCCAUCCUGGUCUUCUACCUGCCUUCCGACUGUGGUGAAAAGAUGACCCUCUGCAUCUCUGUGCUGCUGGCACUUACUGUCUUCCUGCUACUGAUCUCCAAGAUCGUGCCCCCCACAUCGCUGGACGUGCCCCUGAUCGGAAAAUAUCUGAUGUUUACCAUGGUGCUAGUGACCUUCUCCAUCAUCACCAGUGUGUGUGUGCUCAAUGUACACCACCGCUCACCCAGUACCCACACCAUGCCAACCUGGGUCAAACUGCUCUUCCUCGUAAAGCUCCCUGGCCUGCUCUUUAUGAGACGCCCGCAGAACAACUCUGCGCGACGGUGUCUUCGAGAGCAGCGGCGGCUCCGGGAGCAAAGGGACGCGCUAGGCAUGGCGUGCUCAACCCCUCCCCCAAAAACUAUCUCGUCCUCUUCCGUGCGCUCUACACUGGGGCGAUCGGGGGGCAAGAGCACAGCCCCGUUUGCACUCAAUUCGUCCCUAAGGAAGGGCGAACCACGUCCCACAGAUCCCCACACAGAUGGGCUCUCCUCAUUGUACAAUCUGCAUCAGCGAGCGCUUUCGGACUGGGGGGCCGAUGUGCAGGAGGCUGUGGACGGCGUGCGAUUUGUAGCUGACCACAUGAUGGGAGAUGAUGAUGACCAGAGCGUUAUCGAGGACUGGAAGUAUGUGGCCAUGGUGGUGGACAGGAUGUUCCUCUGGAUCUUUGUCAUCGUGUGUGUGGUGGGCACCCUGGGGCUCUUCCUGCAGCCCCUCUUUCAGCAGCAGCCCAUGCCGAUGCAGCAGCACAGCAGAGAGACGCCGAGGAGAGACGGACAUCGACGCUGA